GUUGUCUUGCUUCGUGCAAGCUUUUUAGAAUUUUACUACAUUGGGCUGCUUUUUUUUGACUUUUUGAAAACCUCCAUAAUGCGAAUCUAAUCAACACCGUGCCUUCCAUAUCUUGUUCCUCCGACGCCGACUGCACGUAUCGCAUCAUCUAUCGGGGUUUCCCCGUCAAUCCUUCAAAGUGUUGUACAUACUAGGGCGCCGUCCGCUGUUGCGGACCGGUGUAUACGAACUAUGCCUUCCGACAGGGAAUAAACUGGGCCGAUGGACUGUUACUCGAUCCCGAUCAACAUGGAUGCAGGAUGCAGAAGAAAUAUCAAAAGAAGCUGGGGGAAGUCGGCUAUCAGGGCGAAUUCAUAUACUUGGGCUUGGGAAUGUAGGCACAUUCAUUGCCCACUCAUUGGCCGCGCGACCAUCUCCUCCGCCUAUGACCCUCUUGCUACAUAAUCCGAACCUUUACCGGCAUUGGUUAGCGAAGAAGAAGUGUCUCGCAAUCAAUACAAACGGGUUAGACGACAUCAAAACGGGGUUUGAUAUCGAUGUUUUGAACAGUGAAACAUGGCAUUCGUUGCCGUACUUUGAUGAAAAUGGCACCCCAAAAAAGGAUAAGAACAACCUCAGCGAAAAGGCCCUAAAGGCUGAGGCCGAACAGUCGCUCGCCCAAUCAAAGGAAGAUGACGAGCAUAUCGAGUGUUUGAUUGUUACCGUCAAGGCGAACAUGACUGUCAAAGCAUUGGGUUCUGUCAGUCACCGACUGACGCGCGACUCUACGGUCCUCCUUCUUCAAAACGGCAUGGGGACGAUUGAAGAACUCAAUAAAAAGGUCUUCCCAGAUCCACUCAAGCGUCCUAAUUAUAUGUCUGGUGUUCUCUCACAUGGGUUAUUGCGCAAAGAUUCGUUCCAAGUGGCUCACACGGGAGUUGGCACGACGAUUCUAAGUCCUGUUCCAUCUCGUGAUUCUCUCUCUCCAGUAGUAGCGGAUGAAAAGACUGACUGGGCUCCUACAACAAAAUAUUUGCUGCGCACAUUGACAUUGACACCGCCGCUUGUUGCUAUCGCAGAAACCCCUUCCUCUCUUCUGCAAUAUCAACUCGAGAAGUUGGCCAUGAAUGCCGUGAUCAACCCGUUAACAGCCAUCUUGGAGUGUGGAAACGGCGAGCUUCUUUACAAUUAUAGCUUCACCCGUCUGAUGCGGCUUCUUCUCCUUGAAAUCUCCAGUGUAAUUUGCGCAUUGCCUGAAUUGCAGGGUAUUCCUGGAGUUGAAUUCCGUUUCUCUCCUGAAAGGCUGCGACGAAUGGUUGUUCAGCUCGCAAACAAGACUGCAAAGAAUAGCAGCUCGAUGCUGCAGGACGUUCAGGGCCGGAAAGUAACGGAAAUCGAGUAUAUAAAUGGCUACAUCAUACAGAGGGGCGAGGAACUUGGCAUCAAAUGCGCAGUCAAUUACAUGAUCAAGCAAAUGGUGCUUGCCAAACAAGAUAUGUUGAAGCAGAGAGAAUCCGGGGCAAUUCCGGUGGAUCUGAGUUCUGAGGUUGAUGGUUGAUGUGUUUAUCUCCUGACAAGACAGUGGGUUUCCUUAUCUGAGAGGUAACCAGCUUCAAUCUACAAGUCCUUCCCUGUAUUUUAGCAGGAAUCAGCUUUCAAGGCUUCGUCGCAGAGAUGCUUGAUCUGCUUCCAUCGUUUCAGGAGCAUAUCAAUCUUUCCGCUAUGUAUCUGGUUCUCUCCGCUGGAUUUCAUAGCCUCCAAAGUGGCGAUUUUCCUAUCCGCCUCUUUGGCAUAAAUCUUUAUCCAUUCUUGGAUAGUGGCCUGGGUCUUAUUGUCGUCAACACCCUUCAUGGAAUGGCCGAGAACAUAAUUCCGCCAGUCUCUGCGUGUCAUAUACUUAAUGCAGGCAGCGAUUUCAGUGCGGAAACAGGCGCCAGUGGCAGUUAAUUGAUAAUUAC
Messenger RNA from Aspergillus wentii DTO 134E9, 1937 nucleotides. Its product is annotated as ketopantoate reductase family protein. Gene Ontology annotation, molecular function: 2-dehydropantoate 2-reductase activity; NADP binding. The record is from RefSeq and is a predicted model, not a curated record. NCBI's taxonomy places the organism in Eukaryota, Fungi, Ascomycota, Eurotiomycetes, Eurotiales, Aspergillaceae. Gene Ontology annotation, biological process: pantothenate biosynthetic process. The transcript has a single exon. The coding region runs from base 293 to 1537 and encodes 414 amino acids. Gene Ontology annotation, cellular component: mitochondrion; cytoplasm.